This is a messenger RNA of Erythranthe guttata (spotted monkey flower), 567 nucleotides long. The record is from RefSeq and is a predicted model, not a curated record. Lineage: Eukaryota; Viridiplantae; Streptophyta; Magnoliopsida; Lamiales; Phrymaceae.
CAUGGACACAGAUAGCCCGAUAGUCUUCGUUGUCUGUAAAGAGAGAGGCGAGGGCCUUUCACAGAUCAUGAGCCAUUGCGGUUUUGGAGAGAACCAUGCUCGAGAGGUCCUCGGUUAUGGUGCCAUAGAUCCAAGAUUGGAGGAGGUAAUCCGCGCGUUGCCACUCAUCGGCAGAGAUGUUGACGGGCUUUUCUUUGCCGAGAAGGAGAUCGGAGAGACAGAAGCGGCCUGCGGUGAUGGUGAAGAAGUGGCUCCACUUUUGAUAAUUCGGAUUUUUAAUAUCCAAUGUCACAGGAUUAAGGGCUUUGAUGUUAGAUAUAGCCUGAGCAAGAUGAAACGGGUUGGAAAUCAUGGUCGGUGUUGGUAUUUCGUUGGUCAUGGUGGAUGAAGAGAAGAAGAAAGAACGAGAAAGACGAGAAAAAAAAAAUUAAAGAAGAAGAGAAACGGCGGCUUAGGGUUUCUGGCUUGAUACCAUGAUAGAAGGUAAAUAUUUUGAGAGAAGAGAGAAUAAAUAUCUCUCACGUUUAUUGUGAUAUAUAUAUUACAUGUGUGAAAACCCUAACCCUU